CCCGUGGUCUCCCCCGCCCUGGUGGCCACCCUGCGUGAGGCGGUGACGGACGCGCUGUUGGAGUCGGGGCUGGGGGCGGACCGGGCGGCGGCGGAGGCGGCAAUCACACCGCAGGGAACCAUUGCACUGGAGCAGGUGGGCCCCCACUCCCUGUGCGCCCUGCUGGGCGUGCUGGUGACCGCCAAGCGCAUGAACACGCGGCACCUGCGCUCGCUGCUGGGCAGCUUCAGCUACAACAACCCGCAAAACUACCUGGGGGGCGGCGGCAACAACAACAACAACAACAACAACAGCGCCGCUGGUGUCAGCCGUGCAGACAGCCAGGCCAGCCCUGGAGAAGGG
Messenger RNA from Astrephomene gubernaculifera, 342 nucleotides. NCBI's taxonomy places the organism in Eukaryota, Viridiplantae, Chlorophyta, Chlorophyceae, Chlamydomonadales, Astrephomenaceae. The record is from the annotation of a GenBank genome assembly.